GUCUGUCUCUCUCUUUAAUUAGUCUGUGUUAUCAACCAUGUGUUUAAAAAUAUUUCUGUCGGAUAAAAUACAAUUUAACUAGAUUUUUCUAUAAAAUAAACGAUAAAAAAACCAUUUUAUAACCAUGGUUUCUAAAAAGAAAAAGAAGUAUUCUUCUGGAGAGGGUGCCCAAUUUAUGACUAGAAAGGCAGCACUUAAAAAGCUACAGUUAUCAUUAAAAGAUUUUAGACGAAUAUGCAUCUUAAAAGGCAUAUACCCUAGAGAGCCUCGCAAUCGUAAGAGAGCACAGAAAGGUGCUGGUGGUAUUAAAACCUUGUAUCACACAAAGGAUAUAAAGUUUUUACUUCACGAACCGAUAUUAUGGAAACUUCGGGAGUUAAAAGUAUAUCAACAAAAAAUUCGAAAGGCUCGUGCUAUGAGAGAAUUUCGACAGAUGAGGAAGUAUUUAAGGGACUACCCAGAUAUAAAUAUUGACCAUAUUGUUAAAGAAAGGUACCCAACCUUUGUGGAUGCACUACGUGACCUAGAUGAUUGCCUUACACUAUGUUUCUUGUUCAGUACAUUCCCAUCACUAAAGAGGGUACCUCGAAACCAAUCUUUGCUUUGUAGAAGACUUACGGUAGAGUUUAUGCAUGCUAUUAUAGCAGCUAAGGCACUUCGUAAAGUAUUUAUAUCUGUAAAAGGAUACUAUUACCAAGCCGAGCUAGAAGGGCAAACUAUCACGUGGAUAGUACCUCAUCAUUUUUCAUUCCAGCCACAAAGCAAGGAUGAAGUAGAUUUCAAGAUAAUGUCGACAUUUGUUGAAUUUUACACAAUGAUGCUUGGGUUUGUGAAUUUCAAACUAUACCAUUCUCUCAAUUUGGUUUAUCCGCCUAAACUAACUGCAGCAUUUUCUGACACUGAUAAAGAACUUGUUGAUGAACAAGCCUAUGUAGCAGAAAGGAUAGCUGCUAUGAAUAUACCUGUUAUAAAAUUAGAAGGUGCUAAUGAGGUAGAGGAACUACCAGAAAUAGACAUUUUUCAAAGUGAAGGAGAAGAUCCACAGAAAUUGGAAGAAGCUAAACAAGAAGCAGAGAAAGUGAAAAAGUUAAAAACCAUGUUUAAAGGAUUGAAAUUCUAUAUCAACAGAGAAGUCCCUAGAGAACCAUUAGUAUUUAUCAUUCGAUGUUUUGGUGGGGAAGUAUCUUGGGACAAAGACUUAUUUGUUGGAGCUACUUUUGACGAGUCAGAUGAAUCAAUUGCUUAUCAGAUUGUAGACAGGCCAAACAUGGAUAAACAAUAUCUGUCCCGUUAUUAUGUCCAACCACAAUGGGUAUUUGACAGUGUUAAUACAAGGACAUUGCUUCCUAUAAGCAAAUAUCUCAUGGGUGCUGAAUUACCACCUCACUUGUCACCAUUUGUAGAUAAAACCAGGGAUCAAGUAUAUAAACCACCUGAGGAAAGAGCACUUCUGGAUCCUAAUUUCAAACCAUUGAAUGAUGAUGAAGACUCUGGAAGUGAGAUAGAAGAAGCCAGUGAUGAGGAUGAAGAAGGCAAAGAUGAUUCUGAAGUCGAAGAUCCUGAACAAGCACUCACUAAGCAAUAUCAACAAGAAGUAGAAGAGGACUCCACUUCUGAAGAUGAGGAUGAUGAUAUAGACCCCGAAAAGAAGAAAUUGAAAAAAGAAAAGAAAAAAGCAAUGUCCGUCACAACUGGUGUACCACAUAAAGAACAUCCUUAUCAAAAAGAAAUUGAGGAUAAACAAGCGUUUAGAUUGCGAGAGAAGCUUGUAAGAAAGAAGUACAGAAAUCUUUACAAGAGCAUGAAAGCAGGUCAAGAAAAGAGAAAGAAGGAAAUAUGGCUACUACGUAAAAAGAGACGCCUGCAUGACGAAAAAGUUAAAGAAGCUAAGAAAGCAGAAAAACAUAAAAAGAAAAUACAGGCUAUAGAAGCUGCUUCUGCUUAAUUGUGGUUCAAAUAAAAUAUCUAUCUUAACAUUGUGUUUUAUUAGUAUAAAUAUAAUUAUCCUAUUUACAACAAAUAAAAUAUACAAUUAUAGCUAACUAAUGAUAAAUUACAAAAUGUAUAAAAUGUUAUCUGAAAAAAUUGUCUUGUUUUGCAGUAGUGCCUAAAAUUUAAACUAUGUAAAUCAUUAUGUAUGCUGAUGGAUAAUUUGAUAUAUAUAGAUCUAUAGUUUUGUCUAUUGUAUAAAAUAUUAAUAACAAAUAACUCCAUUCCCAAUUAUAUCUCAGUCAUCUGCAUUGGCGUCACUAUCACUCUCGGCAUCGCUAUCUUCCAGUUCUGGCAUUGGAAAACGGAGAACGGCUGCAAUCCCCGUUAGUUGGUCAAGCUCUACAAAAUAUGAAAACUUAUAUUCCUAUAUAAACUUUAUUAUCUCAAUUUUAACAGAGCAAACACUUCUUAAUAUGUCCUCUACAAUUUCAGAUACACCAUAUAACCACAUAAAAUUGAAUCUUCAAAUCUUGUUUGAUAUUUAAUUCAGAACAUAUGCAGUAAUCCAAUUUUGUUACUAUGCAACAAGAACUAAAAAAACUUUUCAAUUACAUCAAAUGAUUCAAAGGUAAAGAGUAAUUUAGAUAAGCACUUGAUGAAGUAGAAAAUGAAGAUUAGGAAACAAUAUUACUAGACACUUACGUUCACCAGAUACAUGCAUACUAGAAAAAAUUCUAACAUCCCCACCAUUCUCUCGCACAGAAUCCACCAAUGCCACAUAUUCUUUUCUCUGUUGGAUAUCUUGACA
Diatraea saccharalis (sugarcane borer) is the source of this 2740-nucleotide messenger RNA. NCBI's taxonomy places the organism in Eukaryota, Metazoa, Arthropoda, Insecta, Lepidoptera, Crambidae. The record is from the annotation of a GenBank genome assembly.